Messenger RNA from Phaeodactylum tricornutum CCAP 1055/1, 936 nucleotides. RefSeq lists its product with no specific name. The transcript is spliced from 2 exons. The record is from RefSeq and is a predicted model, not a curated record. Bases 1 to 936 code for a protein of 311 amino acids. NCBI's taxonomy places the organism in Eukaryota, Bacillariophyta, Bacillariophyceae, Surirellales, Neidiaceae.
AUGGAAAAGUUUUUGAAGUCUGCUCCAGCGUUGCUGGAAGACCCCCGGGAGCUCCCACAACCAGCUUCUGAAAAGCGGGGCUUCGGAGGAGCCAAAAUUGCCACACGAAUCGAACCAUCCCGCUCCGAGCAGUUCCUAUCGUGCCUCGUGAAUUGCCAGCAUUUUCACCAGCUACUAGAGCUGCUUGACUCCGAACCCCUUAGAUUUUUCCACGAAAUCAUGGAAGUUAUAAACACAAAUGAAAGGGGAGAAAUACAGAAUAGUAUUGGUCUACACCAUUCUGACGACAACGAAAAUUCGAUUCAGAUGCUGAGCUCUUUGCUCUCAAAACGUGAGGACAAGGUCCCAACGUAUCGUGUCAAGAAGGCAGCAGUCGAGAUCAAUCAUUCAAGUGUUGAAGAUGAAACUACGGUUGCUCAUAUUUCUUUUUCCAAGUUCCCCACUGAUCUCCUGCAGCAAAUUGUUAUAACCUCGGAAGAAAACCAAGACAGCUCGGAUCAAGCGAAAGGUGUUAAGCAGCUUUCUCUCGAGUAUCUUGUCGAGCUAGAGAAGAACCCAUGGCGCUACCAGAAGCUUUUUAAUUUUGGCGAUGGUGGGAAAGCAGCCGAGUCUUUUGUAUCAAUUCCUGAUAAAGUCAAACUUCGCGAGGCUAUUGGUGAGCGUCGUUACAAUGUUUGGAAACUUUCUCUCGAACGCGAUGGCGACGACAAUAGCACUAUUUCGGAAGGUGGCAGAACUAGAACGGGAAGCCAGUCAUUGAAUUUGGGAAGUCUUUUAAACAACGGUACUGAUGAGAUGACAUCGUCUUUCUCUGCGUCGGCUUCGGUGACUGCACCGCAGGAUUCCAGUCGCGAUGCGUCUCUUAGAAAGCUGGGCUAUACACGAGCGCAAGCACAGAAACUGCAGUCGCAACCAACUACGUCACUGCUCGACUAA